CGCCGACCAAUCAGUAGACUCCGUCGCGCAGUUUUGCGGUCACGUGAUGCGACCUCGCGCGGGAAGUUUCAUUCGGUUCCCGUUGAGGUGACUGGGGGGUAAAUUGAGGGUAACCGGGAGUGAGUGGCGGCGCCUGCCCCUGCUGUAUGAGCAAACCAGGCAGGAGCUGCGGCCAUGGCUGGGAUACUUACCGUGUCAUCCCCCAUCGGGGACUAUAACGUCCAGCCAUCCAAGAAGCAGCGAAAGGAAGAUGACCCGCCGGUGAAAACCAUAACCAAUUACUUCCCGCCCGUGUCUCGCCUCCCAGAGAAGGAGCUCCCAUCACCUCGAUCCAACAACAUCGCAGACUACUUCAAAAGUAGCUCGCCUGCAAACGAGACGGAGCAAAUGUUGAGCACGCACACAUCCAGCCCUCGCCAGGACGGCACCCGCGUGGCAGCAGUAAACGUUCGCACGCCUCCCUCUGGGGACCCGGGCAGACCUGGGAAGCACAGCCAGAGGACACGUUUAUGCAGGAGUCUUAACGUCACAAAGCCAAAGGAAGAGUUUGGGGACAGUGCGGAAGCCGUUUGCGGGGGGACUGGUUUCAUGGGCAGUGACACUGCAGCUUUACUCGCCGAGAUCUGCAACAACAGCGACAAUCUCCUCCAUAAUAAAUUAUGUUCCUCGACAGCCCCAAAAGCCGAUUCCCCAAAUAAUAAACAGUCCGUACAAAACAAACAAGACCGAGAGACUGCGUGUUACCCCCCCGAGAAGCACUCUGCUGGAGAGAGACCCCCGCAGACGCCGGGAGACGCAAGCCUUGGCGCCACUGCCGGGGACGUGUCACCGGACAGCCGCAGCACGGUAACGGUUUUAUUUGAGGACUUCCUAAGAAGUCAGGAGGAAAAGGAUUCUAAACACGAGACUCCCGUCAGGGCAGCAAGUCCAACUGAGCGCAGGGAGCCAUCCCCUAAUACUGUGACCAUCCAUGCGCAGGUCCAUCUGUCUCCCCCGCUCAAUGAUUCCUGUCCCAAAAGCAAGGCCACAAAGAAGAUUGCAGCAAUUUUCCUACGCAAAGGAAACGGCGAACCGGGGAAAAGAGCCUACCAGACUUCGCCCGAACACGCUGAUCCUCAGCUCCAGAAAAGAAAGUCCAACGUGGUCAUAGCGGAGGAGGAUCUGGAAUUGGCUGUCAUCGAAGCUGAUCAUGAACCCGCUAAGCAGAAAAGCACCGCGGCAGAAAGACACCAAUUUCUGAAAGCUUUUCGACAGCCGGGGGAUACGGUAAAAAGUACUGGAAAGAAAAACCCUCUGAAGGGAAAAGAUUCCAGUGAGAUAUCUGCACCAGCAGCAAAUAACUGCAGCAGUAACCCUGACAUGACAGCCGGUGAUGGAGCAACCGUAGACCAACCCGAUGAAACAAAGUCAGGAGAAGCAACUUCAAAAUCAAUUAAAUGUACGAAUAAAGCCCGGAAAAAUAAUGAAGCAAACACGGCAACAAUCAACAGGAAGAAAGCAAAAGAGAAAGUGGCACGGGCCGCGGGGGCUGAAGCUUCACAGUUGCCCACUGGUGCCGCCGGUUUACGACGGAGCUCAAGACGCCGGAAAUCCAAUCUGACGCCCUUAAAGUCCCCUGUGAAAAGACCUGUGGAGUCAGGCGGUUUGCUGGCUUCAACUCCAAAAGUGCAUAGAAUGUGCCGGAAAAGCGACAUUUACAAAGCAGAGGUUAUAACCGAACUCUCUGAUGCGGAGUCACCGAUCCGAAUGAAGUUUACGAGGCUCAGCACCAGGCGAAACCGGUCACAGUCAGUGGCAGAUGAAGAUGUAUUUACCCCAAGAAGUAAAAAGGUUUCUGGCGGCUUGAAAAAAAUGACCAAAGCAAAAGAGCUGCUUGAGAAAGCAAAGGCAAUUCAGCAAAAUAUGGCCAAGAAUGAGACUCCUCAGAGGUGCUCAGUGAGACGGGCGCGCUCUAAAAGGAAACCUGCUCUAGAGGACUCUGUUGUCUUCAUUGACAUCACUGGUGAUAUUGAUGCAAAAAUAACAAAGAAUAAAAAUCUCAGAAGCUUAAAUGAUGUGCUGGGGAAGAAGGCAAAGAAGCAGAAGCCUCGUAAUAUUUCUUCUGACGAAAAUAAUUCUGCCGGUACGCCGCCUGCCCCCAUUAUGGUUAUCGAUGAUAGUUCAGAGGCCUCUGAAAAUUCCCAAGAUGAUCGUCAAUUCAAAGCGAAACGUGAAUUUCUCAAGAGUGGCUUACCGGACUCAUUGAAGAGGCACAUUUCUAAGACGGCGGCGUUUAUGGAAGCAUACUCUCUGUCGAGUUCUUUCUUCCAGAGUGUUGGUCACGUGCAGCAGAAAGAUGGCUCUUUGAUGUGGAGUCUGAGUUUGCCAACGUGCCCACAGCUAGCCAGGCUGUGCCGUGUGAGCGCAGACGCACCCAAUGUGGCAAACCUUCGCCUUUCACUCGGUGACUUGACUGUUAUAAGGAACAGGCUGGCUAUUCAGCUGUACUCGAGUGCGGUUAAAGGCCACCCUGCGCUGUCGAACGGAGUUCGUGAUUGUCUUUUAGAAGAAAUCUCUGCCUCUAAUCCCCUUUUUCCUGUAAAAAGAUUUUUCAAACAGCUUCUGAAAAAGCAAAAUGACCAACUUUCCCUUCAAGAGCCGAGUCAGACAGAUAACCAGCCGCUAGAAAAAAGCAAAGUGACCUUGGUGGAAGAUUGUAGGGCAACCGAGACCAGUAACAGGACUAAGAGGAAGAGGACGCACACCCCCGUCACAGCAUCCAAAAGACUGAAGGCUGAAACCCAGCAUGACUGCAGUACAAAGCCUCCCACCCCGCAAGGGCCCGUCUGUGGCCCACUUUCCACAAGUGGCAGAAGGAACCACGCACAGGGUGAAGAGAGAGCCAGCCAGCCACCUGGAGAAAGACAGCCCCUUCCACACGACGCCAUCUCUGCUGAUCUCGUUAUUGAGGAUGUUCUUUGGACAGAGAAAUAUCAGCCCUCUGAGUCCUCCGAGCUGGUUGGGAAUUCUGCGGCAGUUAAACGUCUCCAUGGCUGGCUGAAGGACUGGAAAGUCCGAGCUGAAAAAGAAGAAAAACGGAAUCGGAUGAAUCAGACUGAGAAAGAUAAAAACGACACCUGGGAGCAAAGCGACUUUAUUGACAGCUCUGAGAGUGAAGAGGAUUCCCUGUGUAACACUGUGCUGAUCACGGGCCCUCCCGGCGUGGGCAAGACGGCCGCUGUGUAUGCGUGUGCCCAGGAGCUUGGGUUCAAGGUCUUUGAAGUGAACGCUUCUUGUCAGCGUAACGGGAGACAGAUUCUAGCUCAGCUCAAGGAGGCCACACAGUCUCACCAGGUGGAUCAGCAGGGUGUGAAUGCCCACAGGCCCUGCUUCUUCAACAGUUACGGUUCCACCAAGUCUCCAAGAAAGUUAAACUCUCCCAAGAACGUUGUUUCAUCUCCAAGAAAACCUCCCCUGUCUCCCCGAGGAGUGGGACUCAGGAAAGCGUUGGCUCCUAAAUCUCUGGCAAACUAUUUUAGAGUUCCUCCCAAGCAAAGAAAUGAGGAUGCAAAGACCCCCGAGGCGCCUAAAGGUCCAGCGAAUGGGAAAAUGACAAAAAGUCAAGUUCCGUCUAUAGAGAGAGGGCAGGGUCCCAAUGAGCCCCCCAGAAGAACUGCAACCUCGCUGAUUCUUUUUGAGGAGGUCGAUGUGAUAUUUGAUGAUGACUCCGGCUUUUUAAGCGCAAUCAAGACUUUUAUGACCACUACAAAGCGGCCGGUGAUUCUCACUACCAGCGAUCCCACAUUUGGUUUGAUUUUUGAUGGUGUUUUUGAAGAAAUUAAAUUCUGUACUCCCUCCGUGGCUGAUGUCGCCAGCUUUCUCCAAGUGCUUUGUCUGGCAGAGAAUCUCAGGACAGACCCCCGAGACUUUGCUACGUUUUUAACGUCCAAUAAAUGCGACGUCCGGCAGAGUCUUCUCCAUUUGCAGUUUUGGGCUAAAAGUGGAGGAUGUGUGAGAGAAAAGCAGGCGGCUGGUUGUGGUAAACACAGCUCUGGUUCCAAAGGGGAAGGAGCUGCACUUAAACUCAAUCCGGAAGAUCUUCCAAGAUGUAACUCCGGCUACGCCGAGCACACGGCAGGGCUUCAUAACGUCGUCUCUCCGGCCGAGGGUUUGAUACGCUUUGUAAAGAACAACAUCGUCCAGGCAGAAGAAUGGAGCCGGAUCGUGCAGCUGCUCACAGAAUUUCAAAUGAAGAACAUAGAUUUUAUAUCUAGCAAUUUAGAGUUGUUGCUACCGUUGCCUGUGCGCGUGGAGGGGUCGGACGACUGCGAACCUUCAGGUACAUCAGCCAAGAGGGAAAAGCUUGCUGAGGCCAAGCCAGAAAACCCAACAAAGCGCAGGAGGAACGUGAUGGUUCUGGACGAUAGUGAUUUGUUUGAAAGUAACACUAAUUCCAUGGACGAAAUCCUCACGAUCCCUUCAGGGAAGUCGUGCCAAGAAGAGGGUAAAGAGAAGAGUGGACUGAGCCGUGAGCCACAUCUUACGUUCCCAAAGCAGAAACUCACAGAAGCCGAGAAGACGUGUUCGCGUUUAGUGCGUCGGUGUCUGGGGUCACUGGCUGAGUUUGUGGAUAACAUGUCCCAUUUGGAUUGUUUUACAUAUAAAUCCUCCAGCCAAGCCGAGCUCUGCAGCUACCGCUGGACAGAAGGCAGAAUAAAAAAUGGUCUGUGUGAUGAACUCCGGGUGGAAAGCAGGGACUGGUGGAGCGAGCAGAGCUCCGGGGAACUCAAAGCCACGGUGGAGGCUCUUGCUUUCCGGAAGUGUUCUUCAGACAUUUCCAGAUACGUAAACUCUUCGUUGGAACUGUGCAAGGAACGUGGGAAGGACCCAAGCGAAGAUCUUACUCUGCGUGUGUCUAAGGAUUGGGAUGCGGUGUCCUUCAAUCAGUCCGCAGCUAACCCUGAAGUGGCUGACAGGCGUUUAUCCGUCGUGAGAAAUGUGUUAUCCAACCGAGCUUUUAUAAACCUGGGCAACCGGCAAUCCAACGUGACGGAGUAUCUGCCGGCCCUUCGCGCUAUGUGUCGAACUCAGAAACUGAAGGAGCGAGAGAAAGCCAAACGGAGGUUUCUUCAUUACUUCGAAGGGAUUCAUCUCGAGUUGCCCAAGGCCACGCUGAGUAGUUUAGCGGCUGACUUUCCCUAGGAUGUGACGUGUUCCUGCAUGCAUUUUCUACGAUGAACCAAUCGCCUGGCGCUUAUCCGGGGCCAGAUCUGCCUCCCAAAGCCAUGGGAUCUGCGCAUGCUGGGGGUAGUUACCCGUCCGAGAAGGUCCAGCCGCACCUCCGUUAACGCAGCCGGAUCCGCUGUUUUUCCUACCUCUUCAUACACCACUUGUAAGCGGCUGUUUGGGUCGCGCCGCUGUCCUGCACUAGACAUUGUACAGAUUUGUAAAGUUAUGUCCUUUGUAUAGGUUUGUAAACAAUAAGUGAAUAUCAAUUUCUGUAAAGUUUUUUAAAAUGCAUUUUAAUGUCUUUGAUAAUUAUGCCCUUCUGGAAUAUUAAAGGAGGUUUUAAAUAAACAAAGCUCCCUUUAACUAU
Spea bombifrons (plains spadefoot toad) is the source of this 5575-nucleotide messenger RNA. It is a transcript of the gene ATAD5, whose product is annotated as ATPase family AAA domain containing 5. Gene Ontology annotation, cellular component: nucleus. Gene Ontology annotation, molecular function: ATP binding; ATP hydrolysis activity; DNA clamp unloader activity. The transcript is spliced from 23 exons. Lineage: Eukaryota; Metazoa; Chordata; Amphibia; Anura; Pelobatidae. The record is from RefSeq and is a predicted model, not a curated record. The coding region runs from base 175 to 5181 and encodes 1668 amino acids.